AUGCACCUUAUGUUCGAGGACCCAACGUUCUCCUCAUCCCUGCUCUGGGGCAAGACCACAUGGGCGGACUUGAAUCCUGUCUGUUUCCCUCCUAGGUCCCGUGGCAGUGCUGGUGGCCAUGGUUCCCGUAGCCAGAAGGAGCUGCCCACAGAGCCCCCCUACACAGCAUAUGUAGGAAAUCUACCUUUUAAUACAGUUCAGGGUGACAUAGAUGCUAUCUUUAAGGAUCUCAGCAUAAGGAGUGUACGGCUAGUCAGAGACAAAGACACAGACAAAUUUAAAGGAUUCUGUUAUGUAGAAUUUGACGAGGUGGAUUCCCUUAAGGAAGCCUUGACAUACGAUGGUGCACUGUUGGGUGAUCGGUCACUUCGUGUGGACAUUGCAGAAGGCAGAAAACAAGAUAAAGGUGGCUUUGGAUUCAGGAAAGGUGGACCAGAUGACAGAGGAAUGGGUGGCUCUCGAGAAUCUAGAGGUGGAUGGGAUUCCCGGGAUGACUUCAAUUCCGGCUUCAGAGAUGACUUCUUAGGAGGCAGAGGAGGGAGUCGCCCAGGUGACCGGCGAACAGGUCCCCCAAUGGGGAGUCGUUUCAGAGAUGGCCCUCCCCUUCGAGGGUCCAGCAUGGAUUUCAGAGAACCAACAGAAGAGGAAAGAGCACAGAGACCACGGCUCCAGCUUAAACCUCGCACAGUUGCAACGCCCCUCAAUCAAGUAGCCAAUCCCAACUCUGCGAUCUUCGGGGGAGCCAGGCCCAGAGAGGAAGUCGUCCACAAGGAGCAAGAAUGAGCUGCGGUUGGGAGGGAAUGGGGUGCAGGGGGACAUAGAGCAAGACCAUAGCUGACUGGGCCCCUGGACCAGCAGCCCUGCAGUCACCACUCCUGCGCCUGAUCUCUGUCCUCCUCUCUCACAGCGGAAACACAGAGCUUGUGAGUGCAUGUCAGCAGUUAACAAGUGGUUUUUGGUACAUUCUCGGCUUUGCUGUAUCUCUGUAGUGCCUGUUUUCUGCUUUUUUUUCUGCCGCUCCUUCCCCAUUUUCCUUCUGUCCUUUUUCCUUCUUGCUCCUUGUCUCCUUCCAACACAUGAGCUUCUCUAGCGUGAUGAAGGCAGCCACCAUGUGGGAGUUAUUUGGAUUGAGGUGCUGCUUCACUUUCUCCUUUGCUUUCUCUUUUUACUUUAGACACACUGGCCAGCUCUAGUCAUUUCCUUUGGUUUCUCAGUGCUUCUCCCCUGACCUGCAUGUUGAGUUCUGUAUUGCUGUGUCUUCCAAGAAAGAAACAAAAGAAGUCGCAGACUGGAGAGCGUCUCAUUUCUACUCAGCUGUGAUCAACACACACAAUUUGAGGCACCUUGUUUUCAAAACAAGGAUAAAAUAUCUGUUGAUCCUCACAAAUUCCUCCCUGUCCCUAUUUAUAGGUAGUCCUGUGUCUGUUACCCGAUCCCUACAUGGGUUAUUCAAGCAGAAUAGGCUCCCAUUUUAAACU
This is a messenger RNA of Ceratotherium simum simum (southern white rhinoceros), 1478 nucleotides long. The record is from RefSeq and is a predicted model, not a curated record. NCBI's taxonomy places the organism in Eukaryota, Metazoa, Chordata, Mammalia, Perissodactyla, Rhinocerotidae.